CCGUCUAUUUGUUUUGUACCGAGGCAUUGGAAUUAAAAGCACAUUCGGAUAUGCUAUUCCCGAUCGCCGACCCAUUUCCUGAAGAACCACUGACCUUAUCUGGGGAAGAGGAGUUCGGAUUCUUUACUGCCAGCCUUGGGACGCAACUCAACAAUUCUCGCUGUAAUAUCCUGAGAAAGCUGAGGAGGGACCCCUCGGUUUUCCUCUAUUUGCUAGGCUUCAGAUUCUCUAGCGGCUAAGAAGCUAAGAUAUUGAUCAUACCGUACCAUAAAAACUCUGACUGUUCAUGCUACAAAAGGUCAUCACAGCGGCCACCUGCUGUUGGAGGCCAUAGAAAUUAUUGCUGAAUCAAUCAAGACACCUCUUCGAGACUAUCAUCGCUCAAGUUGCGGAAACCUUGACUCUGUUGCAUGCCACAAACAUCAUAUACACAGGUAGGUAUAGCAAUUACGCUGACGCAACGUAUUGUCCUUUCUACUGAAAUAGACCUCAAGCCCAACAACGUACUAUUUGACGAGGGGAGCGCCAUGACGGAGGAGAAUUUUUCUGAGAAGAUCCUUACGAGGCCCCGAAAGCGUGAUGAAUACUUUGGUCAGUGCAUCCUUCCUCGUAGCGUCCACUCCAUUGAACACGGUUGGAUCAUAUCAGGGAAGUUACUGCGUAUCGACCGACUGUCUCCGAGGACUCUCGAGAGCGAGAUGAUCAAGUACGGUCUGUUGGAAGCAGAAGCGAUUGCCGCUGCAGCGUUCAUCCAUGCGUGCUUGCACUUUGAUCCAGAAGAACGAUAUCCGGCCAGUGACUUGCUUGAACAUCCAUGACUGGAGUCUGCAUAUA
This is a messenger RNA of Suillus plorans, 834 nucleotides long. RefSeq lists its product as uncharacterized. The record is from RefSeq and is a predicted model, not a curated record. The transcript is spliced from 2 exons. The coding region runs from base 411 to 818 and encodes 135 amino acids. Lineage: Eukaryota; Fungi; Basidiomycota; Agaricomycetes; Boletales; Suillaceae.